AUGGCCAACGUCGCGGACCACUACGAUGAGCCCGUCUCGAUUGCUGUUAUUGGCGGCACCSGACUGCAAUCAUUGCCGCACUUUACACACGUAGCGACCCUCAAGCCCACAACACCCUGGGGAACACCCUCCUCGCCGAUCUYGAUCUUGCACCACCCCUCGCCAUCGACCGGUAAGCCCAUCGCCGUUGCCUUCCUCUCCCGUCACGGUCUACACCAUGAACUGGCUCCUCACGAGGUGCCCGCCCGCGCCAACAUUGCCGCUCUGCGCAAGAUCGGUGUCCGUACCAUCAUCGCCUUCUCCGCUGUCGGCAGUUUGCAAGAGCAGAUCAAGCCGCGUGACUUUGUAGUCCCGGAUCAGAUCAUAGAWCGCACCAAGGGCAUUCGCCCAUUCACCUUCUUCGAGGGCGGCAUGGUGGGACACGUUGGCUUUGCGGAUCCCUUUGAUGCCAAAGUUGGCGCUAUUGUGCGUAAAUGUGGGCAGAGUUUGGAGGGUGACGGGGUGAGGCUGCACAAUGAGGGCACAGUUGUGUGCAUGGAAGGUCCUCAGUUCUYUACGCGWGCUGAGAGUAACCUAUAUCGUACAUGGGGAGGCUCUGUCAUCAACAUGUCUGCUCUUCCAGAGGCCAAGUUGGCCAAGGAGGCUGAGAUUGCCUACCAGAUGAUCUGCAUGAGCACGGAUUAUGAUUGCUGGCAUACUUCUGAGGGAGAUGUCACGGUUGAGAUGGUCAUGGGCCACAUGAAGGCGAAUGCUGAGAAUGCUCGACGGUUUGUGGGUGCUGUGCUGGAUGAGCUGAGCAAGGAAGAGCACAAUGAUGUUGUACUUGCGAAGCAUCUCGAGGGAGAGACCAAAUUUGCUGGCUCCAUGACUGCUCCUGCGGGUAGAAGCGAGGAUGCGAAGAAGAAGCUCACAUGGCUGUUCCCAGGAUACUAUGAGUAG
Ramularia collo-cygni is the source of this 939-nucleotide messenger RNA. RefSeq names its product probable S-methyl-5'-thioadenosine phosphorylase. Gene Ontology annotation, cellular component: cytosol. The transcript has 2 exons. The coding region runs from base 1 to 939 and encodes 312 amino acids. Lineage: Eukaryota; Fungi; Ascomycota; Dothideomycetes; Mycosphaerellales; Mycosphaerellaceae. The record is from RefSeq and is a predicted model, not a curated record. Gene Ontology annotation, biological process: nucleoside metabolic process. Gene Ontology annotation, molecular function: S-methyl-5-thioadenosine phosphorylase activity.